Molecule: messenger RNA, 685 nt
Organism: Cavia porcellus (domestic guinea pig)
Lineage: Eukaryota; Metazoa; Chordata; Mammalia; Rodentia; Caviidae
Gene: CUNH1orf53
Product: chromosome unknown C1orf53 homolog
Exons: 3
Coding region: 184-621 (145 amino acids)
Source: RefSeq, a predicted model, not a curated record
CUCACUAGCGCACACAACACACAAGCACAAAGAAAAAACAUUCCACUUCCGCAGAAGAGCCUGGCAGUGGAGGCUGCAGGUUGGGGCUCCUCGCCCCUCACCUUUCAGCCCAGCCAAGGCCCUAGGGCGCACCGCCCGCGUCAUUGGCCUCGCGUCCCCGCCCCGCUCGCACAGGCGGCGGUCAUGGCGGCCGCGCGGGUCCAGGCGCUGGCGGGCGGCGUGCUCCGCGGCCACGCUCCCUCCGCCCAGCCGCCACGUCCUCUCCGCGUCGCCGCGGGGUCGCCGCUGCAGCGGGGCUUAACUCUCGGCGGGGCCUUCCAGGGAGGGCGCGGCGGCUCCACAACUGGCCUGCACGACAAGCCGGAGAGCACGGAGAGGCUCCCAGCGAGCGGAGAGUUAACGGCGGCCGAGCGGCGGAUCGCGGAGCUGCACGCAGAGGCCUGCGCGGCCGGGCAGUUAAACUAUGUGGACCCAGCUACUGGUUCCUUCGUGUUCACCAGGCUGGCCCACUUGCAGAGAGGCGCCUGCUGUGGCUCCGCCUGCAGACACUGUCCAUAUGGUCAAGUCAAUGUUAAAGAUCCAUCUAAAAAGAAGCAAUUCAAUUCAUAUUUUUAUGUUUGACAAUGCUUUUUGUCUCUGUUCUCUGAUUGAACUUGUACUUAAAAAUAAAUCUCUUACUUCAGAA